GAUUACAGUUAUAAAAAUGGUCCCAAUUGUGGAAGGCCAUGUCGUGUUUUAUGACAUCCAAAACCUGCUCAGGCUUAUAAAGCCCACACACCAUCACCAAUACUGUUGUAAACUGAAGACACAAAAAUGGCUGGGCUACUUUAUAUUUCUGUGUUUGUGAUUCAGCUGUGGGCUUCACAGGGUUCGAACCUGGAACCUCCUGUUUCAUCUGUAAAAAGUUCCCCAAUACUGACUCCUCCCGUUUCGAUUCUGUUAGCCCCCUUUUCACUGGAAGGAGGUCAACUUCCUCAAAUAAAAGCUCCAGAACCAGAAACAAAAACAGAAGGGCAUACAAAGCGUUACCAUGAAAUUGUGAGUGAAGGUGCUUUUGCAGGAAUAAUUUUUGGCAUUCUGUUCGGGGUGUUCUUCGCCGCUGGAGCUAGAUAUAUUUAUGUCACUCGUAAAAUCAAUAUCAGGAGGAGUAACUCUAUCAGAGUUGCUGUUUAAUGAAGCCUGUAAUACCUGUUCUUUCCUGUUUUGUUCUUGUAUUGUUUAUGGGAGUCGAACCCUGGUCUACCUGGUCCGUUGAAUAUAUCUAGAUAUUUGGAGUUAGGGUUGUAAGAAGGGCCAAUGGUAUAUGUCUUUUUCGCUGUACUUGUUCAACCAGUUGGUAAUGGUGGUAAUUUGGAUAUUUAGUGUAAUAAAUUAUUUGUUUUCAGA
Messenger RNA from Cryptomeria japonica (Japanese cedar), 699 nucleotides. RefSeq lists its product as uncharacterized. The transcript has a single exon. Bases 127 to 486 code for a protein of 119 amino acids. The record is from RefSeq and is a predicted model, not a curated record. NCBI's taxonomy places the organism in Eukaryota, Viridiplantae, Streptophyta, Pinopsida, Cupressales, Cupressaceae.